AUGAAAAAGAAUGAACAGUCCUUGGACUAUGUAGUGGGAUCAGUAUCAGCCAGCUUGUUUCCAAAGGAGUCUACAUCCAGCUCCGGAUCGUUAUCUGCAUUGUUCCAAGCUGCGCCAGUAGUUGACACUCUGUUCUUUGUUCCUGCUCCUAAGCCUGAACCGAGGAGCGUGGAGUUGAAGGAAGGUGCGGUCACAAAAGUCCCGAAACACCAGAAACAAACAAAGAAAGCCGCAAAGGACAAAUCAGCUGCAGACCUAAGUCUAGAAAACAGAGAAUGUGCGUUACAAAAUGCUGACGAAGAUGAACAGGUCCCAAAGAUGCCCAAGAAGACUAAAAGGAAAGCUGUUGAGAUGGGAGAAGGGGGUGUGACAGAGGAGGAGGAGAGGCAGACAAAAAAGAGGACUGGAGCCCAAAUUGCAGAGGAGAGGGUAAAGCAGAAACGAACAGUGUUUGUCGGCAACCUUCCUGCCAGCUGCACAAAGAAGACACUACAGCUUGUCUUCAAGGAUCAGGGAGCGAUUGAAAGCAUUCGAUUUCGAUCAGUGGUAAAUAUAAACGAAUUGCCAUUGCGACAGCUUGAGGAGUGUGGCAAGGUGGAGGGGGUGAGGCUGGUGCGGGACAAGAACUCUGGAAUGGGCAAGGGCUUUGGCUACAUCUUAUUCGAGAGCAUCGAUGCUGUCCAGCUGGCCUUGAAACCAGACGGCUCAAAACUCCUCGGGAGGUCGGUCCGGGUGAAGAGGUCAGUGAAGAAGGAGAAAGAAGAAGAAAGUGGUGCACAGAGGUCCCAGAGGGAAAGAAAGAGAUAUUAAGGGUGCAGGGAAGGAGCCUACCAAAGGGGGAUUUAAGGAGAGACCGGGCCAGGGCGGUCCCCAAAACAAGUCUUCCGGGAGGCCGCAGGGGAAGGGGCCUCAAAUCAAAGGGGAAGCCAUUCAAGAAAAGUCUAGGUGAGGCAACGAAAGCCCCCACAGGCCUCUCUUCCUUCAAAGGUGAGAUGGCCGACCCAAACAGAAAAAAAGCAAAGGCACUGAAGAAGAAACUCAAACCGAGGAAAAGGAAUCAGGUCGUACACAUUUGAUGGUCUGUGCUUUGUGCCUUUGGAUGUAAAUUAAUUUGAUAUUGUUAAAGCAGAUAAAAUGUGUUGUACAAUUAACAUGUCAGUGGAGCUAUAUCAUGAGAUGGUGUGUAAGCGUUCAUGACUUAACAUCCAUGCCUACCCACAUUUCCAGUUGAAACUGUUGUUUUUUAGGUUGGGGCUAUCACACCCAAUGUAUGUAAAUACUAACAUGUACAGCUGAAGUCGGAAGUUUACAUCAACUUAGUUUGGAGUCACUAACUCGUUUUUCAACCACUCCACUCGGCAAGGACAUCACUUUUACACAAGUAAUUUUUCUAGCAAUUGUUUAGA
Oncorhynchus tshawytscha (Chinook salmon) is the source of this 1406-nucleotide messenger RNA. Its product is annotated as RNA-binding protein 34-like. Lineage: Eukaryota; Metazoa; Chordata; Actinopteri; Salmoniformes; Salmonidae. The record is from RefSeq and is a predicted model, not a curated record. Gene Ontology annotation, molecular function: RNA binding.